Messenger RNA from Laetiporus sulphureus 93-53, 834 nucleotides. RefSeq names its product Mov34-domain-containing protein. Gene Ontology annotation, cellular component: membrane; endosome. The transcript is spliced from 5 exons. The record is from RefSeq and is a predicted model, not a curated record. The coding region runs from base 1 to 834 and encodes 277 amino acids. Lineage: Eukaryota; Fungi; Basidiomycota; Agaricomycetes; Polyporales; Laetiporaceae. Gene Ontology annotation, biological process: protein K63-linked deubiquitination. Gene Ontology annotation, molecular function: K63-linked deubiquitinase activity; metal-dependent deubiquitinase activity; protein binding.
AUGUUCUCUAGUUCUUCCAUUGCUACACCUCCUCAAGAUUCAUCACUUCUAUUUGAGUCCAAAGGUCCAGGCGACUUAUAUUCCAAUAUCCUUCCUAACCCGUCAAAUCCCAUUGUAGAUCCCAUCGUUCCACCCUUUCCCGGUCGUUACCAUACUCCAGAGUCAUCUGGCAGAUCAAGCACAGUAUCAUACUCCUCCAGUGGUCACAAUACGUCAUCCAGAAGUUCGUUUACUCCUUCGUCCCAAGGUCCGCCCACAGCACCACGGAUAGUCCCUAGCACGUCAGUCGACACUUCCAUUCGAGAGCUGAAGACGGUCAGGCUUCCGAGGGAAUGCCUUCCCCGCUUUGUGUCGAUUGCACGUGUGAACACCUUGCAGAACAGGGAGACAUGCGGUUUGCUGCUUGGCAAGGACAAGGGAAGCAAAUACGUCGUGACCACACUGCUCAUCCCGAAGCAGCACUCAACGAGUGAUACGUGCACCAUGGACGAGGAAGAGCUUGUGCUGCAGUUCACAGAGGAGCGCCACCUGAUAACUCUUGGCUGGAUCCACACGCAUCCCACACAGUCGUGUUUCAUGUCGUCAGUUGAUCUGCAUACACAUUCCGGCUUCCAACGUAUGCUGCCGGAGUCAUUCGCAGUCGUUUGCGCGCCAUCAUCCACGCCUACCUUUGGCAUAUUCCGACUGACAGACCCUGCAGGCCUGCAAACGAUCCUAGACUGUACCAUCAAAGAGGCUUUCCACCCUCAUCCUGAGGUUCCCGUAUACACAGACUGUGAUAACAGUCAUGUGCAGCUCAAAGAAAUGCCUUUGGAAAUUAUUGAUCUUCGUUGA